CAAAUGCUUAGUUGGGAUAUUCUGCUGGGAAAACUGUGUUCCUUGUUGAUAAAACCUCCCUGACUAACCUUAUACAAUGAAUUCUUUUUUUUCAGCCAAGAGCUCCGUAGUGCUCUCCUCUGUCCUGCUCCAGCUGAUUUUCUACAUUACAGGAAUCUACUACAUCAUUUACUUCCUGUCUUCUCUCGGCCUAAUUAUCUACAAGAGCUACGUGCUGAGCUACCCCGAUAGGCAUCUGGCUGUGGACCUGUUCCUCCUCUUCAUCAUGGCUGUGCUGGAGGGCCUACGUCUCUUCUGGGGUGUGUGCGGUAACCUGACGGAGAACGAGUACUACAUCAGUAUGAAUCUGGGUUCCACCGUGGGCUCGGUCAUGCUGGCCGUCUACUUCCUGGUUUGGCAGUCCUACGUGCUGCGCGCCGACGUCAUCAUCAACGCCAUCCUCCUGGCAGGAUAUGGCCUCAACGGCCUGCUGGGACUCUUCACCUUCGCCCGCUUCAGCAGUGUCUACACCUGAGAGGGUCCUCCAGCUUCCCAUGAUGCUCUCUGCUGAGGUGCUGCUGUAGUGACCUAGGCAGACCUGUCCGUCACCCACGUGCCGAGAGAGAGAGAGACAGAGAGACAGAGAGAUGUGUUUGUGUGUGGUGGCUAAGGACUAGAGAGGCUGUGCUAAGUGCUGAAGAAGUACUGGUACUGUUGAGGUGCCCUUUUGAGAAGUGAUGCGAUACAUAAUUAACACAGCUUGGCCCAAGUCCAGAGGCCUAGCACUGGAGAUCAUGUAUUUGUAUCGGUUUUAGAGCAGCCUGCCUCGGCCUUGCUAACCACAACAGAAUCAUGGUUUUCAGGACGGAUUUAAAGGAGCCUGUAGUAGGAUUUCUUCUUCCAAGCCCGAUUUCAAGAUUGUUUUUUUGAGUGAACCCAAAUCAGUUUUGUCUAAUCAGGGGAAGAUGGAUAACUGCCAUGGAUCUGCUCCGGUAGUUUCCAGACUCAGGUGAAGAUGUUUUGGAUAACUGUCAUGGAUCCGCUCCAGUAGUUUCCAGCCUCACCUGCAGGAGGAGUGAAAGACUGACAUUGUGCCUGUGUCAAUCUGAGGAGGAUGUUUAUGUCGACAUAUAACUACAUAACUCUGUAUAUUUAGAUCUCAUCUGUUUUUUUUACUGUACAAUACAUUUUCCAGAUUUUUUUAUUG
This is a messenger RNA of Sardina pilchardus (European sardine), 1186 nucleotides long. Its product is annotated as transmembrane protein 80-like. Gene Ontology annotation, biological process: non-motile cilium assembly. The transcript has 5 exons. The coding region runs from base 77 to 514 and encodes 145 amino acids. Lineage: Eukaryota; Metazoa; Chordata; Actinopteri; Clupeiformes; Clupeidae. Gene Ontology annotation, cellular component: ciliary transition zone. The record is from RefSeq and is a predicted model, not a curated record.